UUUAAUACAGUUUUCUUAGAGGUUUCGCAGCGUGCACAAAUCGAAGAGAUAUCCUUAGAGAAGAGUACCGUAUCGGUGUGUAGAGGGAGAUUACCCUUUGAUCCGUUUUCCGUAGACCGUGCAGUGGUUUAUUCGGAGUACAGUGUGUGAAGUUUGUAAAAGUGUUGGACAUUUGAAGAUUUAGAAUCGAAGAAAAAAGGACACUGUUCCAACGAGUUCAAGUGAAGUGAACGACAAAAUGAAGUAUAGCAUAGUAUUUGUAGUUGCUUUGUUUGGAGCCGCAAUGGCCCAGGACAGCUUCAAAUGCCCAGACGAUUUUGGUUUCUACCCACAUCACACAUCCUGCGACAAAUACUGGAAGUGCGACAACAACGUGGCUGAGCUGAAAACCUGCGGAAAUGGUCUGGCCUUCGACGCGACAGACUCAAAAUAUCUGACAGAGAACUGUGAUUACCUGCACAACGUUGAUUGUGGUGACCGCACACAGCUAGAACCGCCAAUCACGACUCCACACUGCGACCGCCUGUACGGUAUCUUCGCCGAUCCUGCCAAGUGCGACGUUUUCUGGAACUGCUGGAGUGGUGAAGCCUCUCGCUACCAAUGCUCUCCUGGAUUGGCCUACGACCGUGAAGCCCGUGUAUGCAUGUGGGCCGAUCAAGUUCCAGAAUGCAGGAACGAAGAAGUAGCCAACGGCUUCGCCUGCCCACCUGCCGGUGAAAUCUCCAACGCUGGAUCGUUCUCGCGACAUGCUCAUCCAGAGGACUGCCGUAAAUAUUAUAUCUGCCUAGAAGGAGUUGCCCGUGAAUACGGAUGCCCAAUCGGAACUGUCUUCAAGAUCGGUGAUUCCGAUGGAACCGGAAACUGCGAAGAUCCAGAAGAUGUUCCCGGAUGUGAAGAUUACUAUGGUGACUUGGACUUGAAAAGCAUCCGUAAAAGCGAACUCCUCGCCGGUCUCGCACAGGUCCAAGGUGGUGGCCAACCUGGCAAAACCACUUUCAAAUCCAACCGCCCAGGAAAGGAAAACUAAACUAUAAAUCAGAAUAUAGAAACGGAAAUCUUCUUCUAGAAGACCUAGAGACCUAGACGCUAGGGACAACAGCGGAACUAGUUUCUAAGAAAUAUUUUUUUAAACUUUGGAAUAUCCUCCGAUAAACAUUCUGCUUUUUGACCAGGAGGACAAUAGACUGUUAUUAAAGUAAAGAUUCUAGAUAAGUGAUAGUCAGAGAGGAAUACUCAAAUCUACAGAAAAAAAAAAUUACAAAUCUUUUACAAAACUAAGCAAACUUUUUCUAAAGAUGUCUCAUAAUUUUUAAAACUCAAGAGCAGUGAGCUUCGCUAGAUCAGAGAGAACACGAUUUUAAUUUAUUUAUUUUCCUUCCUCUUAGUUAAGAUGACGUGAAGCAUCGACUCUAAUUUCUACACAAAUGUGAACAAUCCUACCCGUCCUGUAGUCCACCUUAUCCAUAGAACCCUCUCAAUUUUACUGUGUACACCGACUGAGGAAUACUGCCUCAUAAAACAAGUUUCAACUUUUCUAUGAAAAAAGAGAUUUCAUUUGUAUGUAAAAAUUGGAAAAUCAAAUGCCUUAUACAGAAGAAGAAACCUAAGAAAAGAUUAUGAUAAAUAAAGGGAAAAAUCGAAAAAAAAAA
This is a messenger RNA of Ochlerotatus camptorhynchus, 1649 nucleotides long. RefSeq names its product Chitin binding Peritrophin-A domain-containing protein Gasp (gene Gasp). Gene Ontology annotation, molecular function: chitin binding. Bases 239 to 1027 code for a protein of 262 amino acids. The record is from RefSeq and is a predicted model, not a curated record. The transcript is spliced from 5 exons. Gene Ontology annotation, cellular component: extracellular region. Lineage: Eukaryota; Metazoa; Arthropoda; Insecta; Diptera; Culicidae.